Penicillium brasilianum is the source of this 456-nucleotide messenger RNA. The record is from the annotation of a GenBank genome assembly. Lineage: Eukaryota; Fungi; Ascomycota; Eurotiomycetes; Eurotiales; Aspergillaceae.
AUGCCAGCCAACGGCCAGUCAUUUCUCCUCGACCCCGAAAAGGUCGCUGGGCCGACCCGAUACUCACACGCCCGCGUAGUGGCACCUUCAAUGCACCACACAAUCUUUAUAUCGGGCAUCGCUGCCGUGACCCCGGAGGGCACAUACGAAGGCGUAAAGGAACACGCGGACGGAUCUUUCGCAAUAGACGUAAGGGAACAGACUGCGGCCGUUCUACGCCGAAUCGAUAGCAUCAUCAAGGGGGCUUCCAAUGGAAAGGCAGGUCUCCAUAAUAUUGUGGAUGCCACAGUCUACAUCCUCGAUAUGAAGACACAAUACGCCGAUAUGAAUGAGGAAUGGAACAAGAUUUGGUCGGAUCGUGCAAGCGCGCCGAGCUGCGCGACUGUCGGAGUAAAAGAAUUGCCUGAUCCUCGAUUUGCGGUGGAAAUCAAGGCGACGGCAAUUUUCGUGGCUUGA